Messenger RNA from Apaloderma vittatum (bar-tailed trogon), 373 nucleotides. RefSeq names its product jagunal homolog 1 (Drosophila) (gene JAGN1). NCBI's taxonomy places the organism in Eukaryota, Metazoa, Chordata, Aves, Trogoniformes, Trogonidae. The annotation marks the transcript as partial. The transcript has 2 exons. Gene Ontology annotation, biological process: endoplasmic reticulum organization; vesicle-mediated transport; granulocyte colony-stimulating factor signaling pathway. The record is from RefSeq and is a predicted model, not a curated record. Gene Ontology annotation, cellular component: endoplasmic reticulum membrane.
CGUGACCCUCAAGUCAGAGAUCAAGAAGCUGAUCUACACACACGUGGGCCUCUGGCUGCUGCUGCUGGCCCAGAUGUGUGUGGGGCACCUCAAGCUGCUGCCCCACGACCAGGUGGCCAUGCCCUAUCAGUGGGAGUACCCCUACCUGCUCAGCAUCCUGCCCUCCCUCCUGGGCCUCCUCUCCUUCCCCCCCAUGGCACAGCAGCUCUACCGUCAUGGUAAAGCUUACCGCUUCAUCUUUGGCUUCUCAGCUGUCUCCGUCAUGUACCUGGUGGUGGUGGUGGCUGCCCAGGUGCACGGCUGGCAGCUCUACUACAGCAAGAAGCUGCUGGACUCCUGGUUCACCAGCACGCAGGAGAAGAAGAAGAAAUGA